This is a messenger RNA of Hyla sarda, 540 nucleotides long. Its product is annotated as glutamine--fructose-6-phosphate aminotransferase [isomerizing] 1-like. The coding region runs from base 1 to 540 and encodes 179 amino acids. The record is from RefSeq and is a predicted model, not a curated record. Gene Ontology annotation, molecular function: L-glutamine:D-fructose-6-phosphate transaminase (isomerizing) activity. NCBI's taxonomy places the organism in Eukaryota, Metazoa, Chordata, Amphibia, Anura, Hylidae. The transcript has a single exon. Gene Ontology annotation, biological process: UDP-N-acetylglucosamine metabolic process; protein N-linked glycosylation; fructose 6-phosphate metabolic process.
AUGUGCGGAAUAUUUGCAUACCUCAACUACCACGUGCCUCGCACCAGGCGUGAAAUCCUUCAGAGACUUAUCAAAGGUCUUCAGAGAUUGGAGUACAGAGGAUAUGACUCUGCAGGUGUCGGAAUUGACGGCAGCAAUGAAAAGAACUGGGAGAACAACGCUCACCAGAUCCAGCUCAUCAAACAGAAGGGGAAAGUCAAGGUCUUGGAUGAAGAGAUUAACAAGCAAGAAAACCUGGAUUUAGAUAUUGAAUUUGAGGUUCACUUGGGAAUUGCACACACCCGUUGGUCCACUCAUGGAGAGCCCAGCCCUACAAACAGUCACCCGCAACGCUCUGACAAGAACAAUGAGUUCAUCGUCAUCCACAAUGGAAUCAUCACAAACUAUAAGGACCUGAAGAAGUUUUUGGAGAGCAAAGGCUAUGAGUUUGAAUCUGAGACUGACACAGAAACUAUAGCUAAACUUGCCAAGUAUAUGUACGACAAUCGUGAGAAUGAUGGCAUCAGCUUCGCCACCCUUGUAGAGCGAGUCAUCCAGUAG